Messenger RNA from Mucor velutinosus, 1707 nucleotides. RefSeq names its product ATPase (gene AFG1). The coding region runs from base 1 to 1707 and encodes 568 amino acids. The record is from RefSeq and is a predicted model, not a curated record. Gene Ontology annotation, cellular component: plasma membrane. Lineage: Eukaryota; Fungi; Mucoromycota; Mucoromycetes; Mucorales; Mucoraceae. The transcript has 10 exons. Gene Ontology annotation, biological process: transmembrane transport. Gene Ontology annotation, molecular function: transmembrane transporter activity.
AUGGAGCCUGCCACUCGAAUAUUAUCUCACGAAUCAACCAAAAGCUAUCUGGAAAGAGAAUUGAUUGUGUCUUUGAAUAACAAUGGCCCAAUGAUUGGGCCCACAUUGGAAAUGAUGGAUUCGCACCAUCCCAAUGAUGAAACCUAUCAAGAUCAUGAUAAACUCAAACAGGAGCAAAUUGAAAGACGCCCAUCAUCGUCCUCAUCUACCAGCUCGUCAUCCAUUACCACAGAUACAGUUGUUGCAGGCAAAUCAAAGAGAGGAUUUCGAUUUUGGUGCAUGACAAAAGAUAAUUCUGAUCCAAAGCAGUUUCCCAAAUACAAGAAGAAUAUGAUUUUGUGUGUUGUGGCUAUUGGAGGUGCUAUAUCACCGGUUUCAUCUACGAUUUAUUAUCCAGCGCUGAUUACGAUGCAAGAAGCUUUUCAAACCACAGAUACUACCAUGAAUGCAUCACUGUCUAUAUUUACUUUCUUUACUGCCUUCUUUCCUCUGGUUUGGGCAACAUUUGGUGAUUUAUUUGGUCGAAGACGCAUCUAUAUUAUUUCAUUCUUCAUUUCAUUCGUUGGCAGUGUGUGCUGUGCAUUGUCUGUCAAUGCUGAAAUGUUCAUUGUGUUCCGAGCCUUCAGUGCUGUGGGAUCAUCAUCGGCAAUGUCCAUGGGAGCAGGUACAAUUGCUGAUAUUUUCGAGCCUCAUGAGAGAGGUAGAGCAUUCGCAUUUUACACAUGUGGACCAUUAUUGGGUCCUGCAAUAGGCCCAAUUAUCGGUGGUUACUUGAAUCAAGGUCUCGGCUGGAGAAGUACAUUUUGGUUUUUAUCCAUUUUUGUCUUUUUGACAUGGCUUGGUAUUGUAUUCUUUCUCCCAGAAACUUGGCGAGCAAGCCCACCUGCAGCACCAGUUGCUGCAAUCAUAGAAAAACCAAUAAGUCCUACUUCAAGCAAUAUGGAGCAUCCCGAGGAGCAUCUGGACAAAGACAUUGAAGCACAAAAGCCUAAAGAACAAGAAGCAGCAAAGAAAAAGACUCGGUUUGUGAAUCCAAUUGGGGCCCUGAGGCUACUACGAUACCCCAAUAUCGCUUUGGCCGUUACAUUUGUGGGCAUCUUAUUCUUUGUACUCUAUCUGAACAAUACAAAUUUUACGAGAUCAUAUACCCUUCAAUAUGGAUUUGAUUCCGGCCUUGUAGGUGUCUGCUACUUGCCCUCUGCUGCAGGCUCUAUGGUGGGCGGUAUCAUGGGUGGUAGAAUGUCUGAUAUUACUUACAGACGCAACGUUGAAAAGGCCAAAGAGAAUGACCAAGAGGUACAUCCUGAGAUGCGUCUUGGAGGGUUCUUGUUUUACGCUUCCAUGGUGCUUCAAUUAGUGAGCUUCGUUGCUUAUGGUUGGUGCCUCGAGGAAAAUGUUCAUUUUGCAUACGGUUUAGUGUGCCAAUUCUUUUUGGGUAUUGCUCUCAUGUUUCCCAAUGUUACUCUGAGUGCCUACAUGGUAGACUGCUUCCGCAAACAAGGUGCAUCUGUCACUGCAUGUAACAACUUUGCUCGUUAUAUUAUGGCUGGUAUUGGCUCAUUGAUUGCUUCUGAUAUUCAGAGAGCCAUGGGAAAUGGACCUUUGUUCACAUUUUGUGGCUGUCUACUUUUGGUUUUCACAAUCAAUUUAGUCCUUAUCAAAAGAUAUACUCUCAAAUGGGCUGCUCUUAGAAAAGCUUUGGCUUAA